GUGAGGUAUUCGAACAGGAACAGGAAAAGCGGGUUGCAUUGUUGCUAACAGAGAAGCGAGCGACGAGGUCAGAGAUUGUUUUAUGGAAACAAACUAAUUCCCAAAGUUUUGUUUCGUACACAUCGGUGCGUUUGAUUUGCGGGUAAUUUUGGUAGAGCACGCGUUCACGCACAGGGACAGUGGAAGAAUAGCAACUGAAUGUUUCGUUUGAAGCUUUUGGAUCUCUGAACACUCAUAUGUCAACACUGAAUUUUUUCAUGCACAAGUGAUACUGAUACUAAAUCGAAGGACAACAGUAAGCAUCGAAAGCUGUUAACCUGGAGAGCAUGGCCAUGACGGGGGGGGCAGCACAGAGCCUCCCCAUGAGCAACCACACGCGGGAGAGGGUGACGGUGGCCAAACUGACCCUGGAGAACUUCUACAGCACGCUCCUGACCCAGCACGAGGAGCGUGAGAUGAGACAGAAGAAGCUGGAGAAGGUGAUGGAUGAGGAAGGUCUGCAGGAUGAAGAGAAGGUCACGCGGAGGUCGCAACACGCUCGGAAGGAGACGGAGUUUCUGCGGCUGAAGAGGACGAGGCUGGGGCUGGACGACUUCGAGUCUCUGAAGGUCAUCGGGAGGGGCGCGUUUGGAGAGGUGCGUCUGGUGCAGAAGAAGGACACCGGCCACAUCUACGCCAUGAAGAUCCUCAGGAAAGCAGACAUGCUGGAGAAAGAACAGGUGGCCCAUAUCCGUGCGGAGCGGGACAUCCUGGUGGAGGCGGACGGGGCCUGGGUGGUGAAGAUGUUCUACAGCUUCCAGGACAAGAGGAACCUCUACCUCAUCAUGGAGUUCCUGCCCGGAGGUGACAUGAUGACCCUGCUGAUGAAGAAGGACACUCUGUCGGAAGAGGCCACGCAGUUCUACAUCGCUGAAACGGUGCUCGCCAUCGACUCCAUCCACCAGCUCGGCUUCAUCCACAGGGACAUUAAACCAGACAACCUGCUGCUGGACUCCAGGGGUCAUGUAAAGCUGUCGGACUUUGGCCUGUGUACUGGACUGAAGAAAGCUCAUCGGACCGAGUUCUACAGGAACCUCACGCACAACCCUCCCAGUGACUUCUCCUUCCAGAACAUGAACUCCAAGCGGAAAGCAGAGACAUGGAAGAAGAACCGGAGGCAGCUGGCAUACUCCACUGUGGGAACUCCAGAUUACAUCGCCCCUGAGGUGUUCAUGCAGACAGGCUACAACAAGCUCUGUGAUUGGUGGUCCCUGGGUGUCAUCAUGUAUGAAAUGCUCAUAGGUUACCCCCCGUUCUGCUCCGAGACGCCCCAGGAGACCUACAGGAAGGUGAUGAACUGGAAAGAGACGCUGGUCUUCCCGCCUGAGGUGCCCAUCUCGGAGAAGGCAAAGGAGCUGAUUUUGAGGUACUGCAACGACGCGGAAAACCGGAUCGGAGCUGUGAGUGUGGAGGAGAUAAAGAGCCAUCCCUUCUUUGAGCCAGUGGACUGGGAGCACAUCCGGGAGAGACCAGCUGCCAUCUCAAUUGAAAUUAAAAGUAUCGACGACACCUCAAACUUUGAUGACUUCCCUGAGUCUGACAUCUUACAGCCAGUGACCAACGUCACGGAACCGGACUACAAAUCCAAGGACUGGGUGUUCCUGAACUACACGUACAAGAGGUUCGAGGGCCUGACGCAGCGGGGCACCAUCCCCUCGUACAUGAAGGCCUGAGCGAGCUUGGCGGGACAGGCCGCCGCGUCGGACUAACGCCGCCGGGCAUCAUGGGACAGGACAGGACUGGACAGGACAGGACAGGGGCUUGGGCCGGAGCUUCAGUGGGAGUGAGGGCGCAGCGG
This is a messenger RNA of Conger conger (European conger), 1837 nucleotides long. RefSeq names its product serine/threonine-protein kinase 38-like. The transcript has 14 exons. The coding region runs from base 327 to 1712 and encodes 461 amino acids. The record is from RefSeq and is a predicted model, not a curated record. NCBI's taxonomy places the organism in Eukaryota, Metazoa, Chordata, Actinopteri, Anguilliformes, Congridae. Gene Ontology annotation, biological process: peptidyl-serine phosphorylation; intracellular signal transduction. Gene Ontology annotation, molecular function: protein serine/threonine kinase activity; ATP binding.